AUGCGACAAAGAAAAGGCGGAUCGAGUCGAAAGGGGGAGGAGCUUCCUGGAUUGGAAAUGAAGUUAGAAAGUCAAGGUAGCGGAUGGAAAGUUGUUGGUAAUAAAGCUCAGCAGGGAAGCGAGUCCAUAUUUCAGUUGCGCAGUACUCGUCUUGAGCGUGAAAACCGGUUGUAUGUGCAUAUAAAUGAUCCAUCUAAUUACGUUUUUAAAGGUGUAAAGCCUUUCUCUCAUGUAGCCUUUUUGAUUGCCUCAGUGCAGCACAUUUUAACAAAUACGAACAGUAUGGAAGCAGGAACUAAUCUUCCAGGGCUGGAUGCUUCCCUGUUUAGGUUGUUUGGUUAUGUUUUAUGCUGUGAAUGCCGUGAGCCGUUUACCAUCCCCGGCUCUUGUCAAAUAGUCCUGAUACCUGCUUACGAAGAUGCGGCUUGCAAAAUUUUUUCGAUGCUUUACUUGGCAUCUUAUGUGGAAGCCUUGCAGUCUCAUUAG
Molecule: messenger RNA, 486 nt
Organism: Loa loa (African eye worm)
Lineage: Eukaryota; Metazoa; Nematoda; Chromadorea; Rhabditida; Onchocercidae
Exons: 7
Coding region: 1-486 (161 amino acids)
Source: RefSeq, a predicted model, not a curated record